This is a messenger RNA of Vitis riparia (riverbank grape), 844 nucleotides long. RefSeq names its product 40S ribosomal protein S9-2. NCBI's taxonomy places the organism in Eukaryota, Viridiplantae, Streptophyta, Magnoliopsida, Vitales, Vitaceae. Gene Ontology annotation, cellular component: cytosolic small ribosomal subunit. The transcript is spliced from 3 exons. Bases 71 to 664 code for a protein of 197 amino acids. Gene Ontology annotation, molecular function: structural constituent of ribosome; rRNA binding. The record is from RefSeq and is a predicted model, not a curated record. Gene Ontology annotation, biological process: positive regulation of translational fidelity; translation.
AUUCGAUCAGUACCCACGUCUAGAGGGAGAGGGAGAGGGAGAGGGAGAGAGACAGAGAGAGGGAGCAGCCAUGGUCCACGUCUCCUUCUAUCGCAACUAUGGGAAGACUUUUAAGAAGCCCCGCCGUCCAUACGAGAAGGAGCGGUUGGAUGCUGAGCUGAAGCUGGUGGGAGAGUAUGGGCUCCGGUGCAAAAGAGAGCUGUGGAGGGUUCAGUAUGUUUUAAGCCGAAUCCGUAAUAAUGCUAGGAUGCUUUUGACCCUUGAUGAGAAGAACCCUCGUCGGAUCUUUGAGGGUGAAGCACUUCUUCGCCGUAUGAACCGGUAUGGGCUUUUAGAUGAGAGUCAGAAUAAGCUUGAUUAUGUCUUGGCAUUGACUGUGGAGAACUUCCUUGAGCGCCGCCUUCAAACUCUUGUGUUCAAAUCCGGUAUGGCAAAGUCCAUUCACCACGCCCGAGUGCUCAUCAGGCAGAGGCAUAUCAGGGUGGGGAGGCAGGUUGUGAACAUUCCCUCUUUCCUUGUGAGGAUGGAUUCACAGAAGCAUAUUGACUUCUCACUUACAAGUCCACUUGGAGGUGGGCGUCCCGGAAGGGUGAAGCGAAAGAACCAGAAGGCAGCUGCAAAGAAGGCUGCUGGUGGCGAUGGAGAUGAAGAAGAUGAGGAUUGAGCUCUUGGUUGGGAUCUUUGCGAUUAGUAAUUUAAUAGGCACAUGUCUUGUCUUGUGUUUUAUCACCCUUUUAUAUUUAGGCUAAUUUUGAUGCAAGACUGCUCAAUGUUUCGGUUUGGUUUCUAGAUUCUGAAUUUUUAUUUUAAGGUUUCAAAAAAAAUUUGCUUGCAUUUUGUUUUA